Messenger RNA from Humulus lupulus (European hop), 1986 nucleotides. Its product is annotated as B3 domain-containing protein REM6-like. Lineage: Eukaryota; Viridiplantae; Streptophyta; Magnoliopsida; Rosales; Cannabaceae. Gene Ontology annotation, molecular function: DNA binding. Bases 1 to 1986 code for a protein of 661 amino acids. The record is from RefSeq and is a predicted model, not a curated record. The transcript is spliced from 9 exons.
AUGGCUCAGACAAAAUCCACUCCUGUUGCUCCUCAUUUUUUCAAGAUUAUUCUUGAGGAAACUCUUAGGAACACCAAGUUACAAAUUCCCAAGACAUUUUGGAUGAAAUAUUGUGGCUUCUUACCGAGUCAAGUAUUUCUUAAGCUUCCAUGUGGAUCUAGAUGGGAAGUAGGGUUGACAGAAAGUGAUGGAAAAGUAUGGAUAGAAAAGGGUUGGAAAUUUUUUGCUGAAGACUGUUCUUUAAGCCAAGGAAAUCUAUUGGUUUUUCGAUAUGAAGGGAACUCUCAGUUCCAUGUUAUCAUAUUCGAUAAAACCACUGUGGAGAUAGAUUAUCCUUCUAAUCCCAACCAUUUUGAGAAGCGUGUUGAUACUGAAGAUGAUGUUUCUAUUGAAGUCUUGGACGGCUUUGCAUGGCGUCCUCAAAUCAGGGACAAGUCUCCAUUACCAUGUUCUAGGCCCCACAAGAAAAUGAAAACUAGUCCUUAUGGUAAAUAUAAAGUGAAGUUUGAUUUGUCUGAUAAAGAACGUGGAGAAUCUCCCCUACCAAGGUGGAUGGAACCUGAAUUUUUUUUUAAGAAGCAGAUGUUGAGUGCAGAAAAAAAGGCAGAAGCUCUCAAGAUAACUAAAGGUUUUAAAUCUAAAGACCCCUUUUUCAUGGUUUCCAUGCGACCAUCGUUUGUUGAAGCUAAUUAUACUGCGAUUAUACCAUCUCUCUUUGCAAAACACUACCUCCUCAGCAUUAGUAAGCAUCAAUAUGUGACACUUAAGGUUCAGGAUAGAAGGACCUGGUCUGUUAGAUACAGACUGUGUAAAAAAUCUCCGAAAACCAUAAAAACCAUAUUCGGGUGUGGCUGGAAGGCAUUUGCUCAAGACAAUGAUUUGAAAGUAGGUGAUGUUUGUGCCUUUGUUUUGAGAAAGAGCAUUGGGAAAAUGCUAUUUGAAGUUGUUAUAUAUCGUGGGAAUGGAGUAGCAAAUCCCCCUAUGUUACCAGAACUUAAAGCCAUGCCAAAAGGAAGCCGAUCAAGUAAAGUAGAAUCUUGCAACACCAUGAUCAAUAGAAGAACUAGCCUAAAACCAUUUCCCUGCUUUGGAAAAACUACAGCUCUUGAAAGAGCAAGCUGUUCUUAUUCUGAAAGGCCAUCCUUCACAGUUACUAUGCGUGAAACCUAUGCAUCUGGUCAUUGUAAUUUUUUCAUGCCAUGCAAGUUUGUGGAGAAGUACAUUAAUCAGAAAGAAUGUGAGGUAAGACUUUGGGUUUCGGAUGGUAGAUUUUGGUUUGUCCAAUUGAAAGUGAGGCAAGCAAAUGGAUUACCAAGAUCUGAAUUGUUAAGCCGUGGCUGGAAAGCAUUUGCGCUGGACAAUAGUCUGAAAACGGGUGAUCUUUGCACAUUUGAACUAACUAACAAUGGCAAUGAAAUUUCAUUCAGAGUUUCCAUUGUUAAGGGAGCUGGUGAUGCAUAUAGCAAUCAAGCUGCAAAUAAGAGAAAAGCAACUAUACCGUCCAACCGAAAGAGAAAGCCUUCUGUGAAAGUUGGAUCUUCUUUUACUCAGAACUAUGAUAAAACCAUCAUGAUUUCACAGAAACUAGUUAUAAAGAAAGAACAAGAGAAAAUUAAAGUUGAACCUUCAGGACUUGGCAGAGCUUCAGAAGCAGCCAGCCAAUUCUUCUCAAAAAAUCCUUACUUUCAAGUGGUUUUGCUAUCAAUUCACGUGGAUAGAUAUCAAUUGCCUUUUCCAUGGACUUUUGUAAGCCUUUAUUUAAAGGAAAAGACACAAGUUAUGACUCUUUGGGUUGGAGAGGAAUGUUGGCAAGUGAAGUUAUUGCAUUAUACAUCAAAAUGUAAAUUUUCUGCUGGAUGGAGUGCAUUUGCAAGAGAGAACUUUCUUCAGCCCAGAGAUAUCUGCAUCUUUGAGCUGAUUAAGAGGAGUCAACCUGAGAUGAAAGUUCACAUAUUUAGACAUAGUGGUUUGGCUCAAGAAGAGUAG